AUGGCGCAGAGCCUUGCGGAGUGGCGCUGUGCCGGGGUCGCUGGUUGGGCCGGCCCCGAGUUUUGGCUCCAAUGGGCUGCGCAGGAAUUCGCCACGGCAUCAAUAUCCGAUGUCGCGGGCAGGUUCACAUACAACCCCUCCGUCUCGUCGGCUUUGGUGCCGAGAGCUACUAGCCGCGACCAACCAAACACUCCAACCAUGACCCUCAUCCACUACCUCGAGUCGUCGCCGGUGCAGGCCGUCGGCGCCCUCGCGCGGCUCCUCACGAGCCCCGUCGUCACCGGCGCCGCCCUGCUCGCCUUCACGCAGUCCCCGCCGGACGUGCAGGCCGAAGUCGUGCGGCGGCUGGCCUUUCUCGGCGAGCACGCCGCCAAGCCCGAGACGAUUGAGCUGGCCCUCAAGGUCGUCUUUGGCUGGGGCCUGGUCAAGAGCGCCAACGCGGCGCUCAACGCGGCCGCCGCCAACGGCUGGCGCUUCACCGCCGCCGCCGGCUGGGACUGGCCGAGCGAGGUCGCCGUCGUCACCGGCGGCUGCAGCGGCAUCGGCCGCAACGUGGUCGAGCAGCUGACGGCGCGCGGCGUGCGGUGCGCCAUCCUCGACGUGCAGCCGCUGCCCAAGGCGCUCGAGGGCCACCGCCACGUCCGGUACUACCGCUGCGACGUGACCGACCCGGCGUCGGUGACAGAGGCCGCCGACGCCGUCCGCGCCGAGCUCGGCCACCCGUCCAUCCUCGUCAACAACGCCGGCAUCACCGUCCCCAAGAGCAUCCUCGAGAUCCCCCCCGCCACGCUCAACAAGGUCUUUGCCGUCAACACCAUCUCGCACUGGUACCUCGUCCAGGCCUUUGUGCCGCACAUGGUCGAGGUCAACAAGGGCCACGUCGUCACCGUCGCCAGCAUGGCCUCGUUUGUCGCCCUCGCAAAGGGCGCCGACUACUCGGCCACAAAGGCCGCCGCCCUCGCCUUCCACGAGUCGCUCAACUCGGAGCUGCGCAACACCCACGGCACCACCGGCGUCCUCACCACCGUCGUCCACCCCAACUUUGUCGCCACCCCGCUCGUCGCCAAGUUUAGCCACGAGCUCGAAAAGGGCGGCAUCCGCCUGCUCACGAGCGACGACGUCGCCCGCCAGCUCACCGACCAGGUCUUUGCCCGCAGGGGCGCCCAGAUUGUCUGCCCCCCGAGACUCCAGUUCAUCACGGGCUUCCGCUCCCUGCCGGCCUGGAUCCAGUUUCCUGUCCGCAACAUGAUUGCCAACAGCUCCAAGAAUAUUUAG
Messenger RNA from Cordyceps militaris CM01, 1275 nucleotides. RefSeq names its product dehydrogenase/reductase SDR family member 8. NCBI's taxonomy places the organism in Eukaryota, Fungi, Ascomycota, Sordariomycetes, Hypocreales, Cordycipitaceae. Bases 1 to 1275 code for a protein of 424 amino acids. Gene Ontology annotation, molecular function: oxidoreductase activity, acting on the CH-OH group of donors, NAD or NADP as acceptor. The record is from RefSeq and is a predicted model, not a curated record. The transcript has 3 exons.